AUGCUGGACUCUGCCGGACUGGCCGCGAAGGACGUGGACUUCCUUAUCACCAACUGCGGCAGCCAGGUCUGGUACGGCGGGCCCGUCGUCUCGUCGAUGACGCGCAACGCGCAGUCCGCGCAGUCCGCGUUUUCCGGCGGAGCCGCCGCGGGGGCCGCGGAGGGCGUCGUCGCUGACGAGGCGUGGGACGCCUUCGCGGACCGCUGGUGGGACAAGACGUGCGUGCGGCGCGUGCUGGCGCAGCUCCUCGCGCAGCGCGGCCUGCUGACCGGGCUGACCAGCGCCGGCGGCGGUGCGCGCGUCGGCGCGGCGGCAGGGUCGCCGCCGGUCAAGAUCACGGUCGACACGGAGACCGGCGCGCACCACCUUCUGCUCAAGCUGCACUCGACGGCAUCGAGCGUCGCGGGCGCCGCGGGCGCCGGCGCGCCGCCCGCCGCGGCGCUGUCCGCGGCGGACACGCAGGCGCUCAUAUCCCGCAUCAAGCGGCGCUUCCGCAGCAGCGGCCUGCGGACGCAGGUGACGGCGCAGGCGGAGGGGGACGGGUCGGUGCGGCUGCACGUGACGCCGCUGCGGGCGAGCCGGGCGCUGGCGCUGAGGUGGCUCGCGCAGAAGCACAAGGUGGAGCUUACUAACCUGGCGGUUGUCAGCUGCGCCCGCUCGAUGGCCCCCGGCGAGCCGGCUCGCUUCGCAACCUCGGACGCGGAGGACAACCUCGGCGGCUCGCAGGGCGUCCUCGUCGUGCCCCCCGCCCCCGCCCCCUCGGCCACCGACGGCGCGGAGGGCGCCGCGGCCGCGGCCGCGGCGCAGCAGCUGCUCGGCGGCUUCCAGGUGGACCUGGGGCUGUACCAGCACGACGGCCGCCUGCAGAUCCUAGAGGCCCGCAAGUGCUGA
Monoraphidium neglectum is the source of this 891-nucleotide messenger RNA. RefSeq lists its product as hypothetical. NCBI's taxonomy places the organism in Eukaryota, Viridiplantae, Chlorophyta, Chlorophyceae, Sphaeropleales, Selenastraceae. Bases 1 to 891 code for a protein of 296 amino acids. The transcript is spliced from 2 exons. The record is from RefSeq and is a predicted model, not a curated record.